UCACACACAUGCGUGCCAAAUACCGUUACAAGGACCAACAGCUCAACGCGGGCCGCCUGACAUGGCAGAGACACACGGAUUCAUGAUUGUGCUGCUUAUUUUCUUGAAGAAUUUGUUACUUGCAAACUCAAAAGCCUUAUUACCAGACGCCAACGUCACCUGCAUCAUCCCUGAAGACUGCAUCCUGCCCUGCAGCUUCAGACCCACCGGCACUGUGGUGAUCCACUGGUACAAGCAGCAAAUCCCCGUCCAUAGCUACUACUACAACAAGGAUCAGUUUGGACUCCAGAACAAACACUUCAGUGGAAGGACUUGCUUGUUCAACUCCCACAUCCCUCACGGCAACGCCUCCCUGCUCCUCAGGAGGGUCAAAGUUCAAGACAAGGGCAGGUACAAAUGUUACACGAGCACACGAAAGGGCAACCAGGAGAUCUUUGUGAACCUGGAGGUGAAAGCUCUCAUCCAGUCAGUGAACAUGGAGAUGACCGAUGAGAUGGUCACCUGCUCCUCUCACAACAUCUACCCUCUCCCUCAGGUGACAUGGGCCACAGACCCCCCCUCUGCCCAGGAAGCUCUAGAAAAUUCAAUCAUCAAAACCACAGACCACAAGGGUCUGUUCACUGUGGAGAGCACGCUGAGGAUUCUGGGUAAUGUCUCCAACUAUACCUACUUCUGCUCUUUUAUAGCGGCUGACAAGACCCAGGUGUGGACUGCCUCUGGGAAAAACCAAGAGAGUAUAACACAGGAAGAAGGUCAUGCACUGUCCAUCCCAUGCAUCGCCCCGCACAGUCCCCAGAAUUUCUCCCUCACCUGGACCUUCACUUCGUCCAUUGAGCCCACAGUUAUCUUGAGAUAUGACACAAAAACCAGACACACCUUUGACCUUUGGGAAGGUCAGGCUGAACUGGACCAGGACCUGCUACUUCUGGGAGACGGAUCUCUUCUGCUUCACAAGCCAGACAUUGAGGAGCACUCUGGGACAUAUACCUGCACCUUCUCAGGCCUGCAGAGCAGACACGUUGUUCAAACCCAUGUAAACAUCACUGUGGCAUCAAUAAAUGUGGACGAGCAGAGUGUGCAGAGGUCGUGGUGGAGCACUGCAGCUUCUGCAGCCUUAUUCUUGUUCACCAUCACUGUAAUUCUCCUUCAAUGUGCCAGGAAAAAAGCAAUGGAGACCAGAAGUGCGUCACACAGAUACAACGGAGUGAGUUUUGUUGUAGGUGGGAUUCACAAAGGUGUGAACACCUCGGCUUCAUACAUAAUUGAAGAACAUGGAGUUGAGUGCAACAGUGCACAGCUACAGUUUGAAGCACAGGAUGAAGUGACGGGCAGUACGCCAAACACAGCGGAGGACUGUGCUGUGGCUUCACCACCAGGCACUGAAAUAGAACAAGAGGAAAAGCCAGUAGGACCACCUGCAGAGGGAAAUGAUGGGUCACAAUCCAGCAGUCAAGAGAGGGAUGGAUUUGGAAACACUGAGCCUGGGCUUCAUACAUCAUGAACUUAACGUGAUUAAAUCAUCUGACCAUAAGUGAGCAACACACAGUGGAGGAUAAUGCACGUAUAAACUCCAACAGACAGACCAAUCACGAUUAAAUAGACUGGUGUCUGUAAAAUUCUUUGAGGGUGCUCCUCGUCAUAAUGUGAUAUACUGUGAACAACUAUUAUUAUUAUUAUUAACAUUAAGUGUAAGCUUGUUUUCCUGCCUUUAAAAUAAAAAGAA
Epinephelus fuscoguttatus (brown-marbled grouper) is the source of this 1723-nucleotide messenger RNA. It is a transcript of the gene hhla2a.1, whose product is annotated as HERV-H LTR-associating 2a, tandem duplicate 1. Gene Ontology annotation, biological process: cellular response to lipopolysaccharide; immune response; cell surface receptor signaling pathway. The transcript is spliced from 6 exons. Lineage: Eukaryota; Metazoa; Chordata; Actinopteri; Perciformes; Serranidae. The record is from RefSeq and is a predicted model, not a curated record. Gene Ontology annotation, cellular component: external side of plasma membrane. The coding region runs from base 62 to 1501 and encodes 479 amino acids.